AUGCCGGCUCCAGACGCGUCCCCGGCGCGGCCCUUUGAGGAGGAGGAGGAGCCGCCGCCGCAACCUCCAGCUGUCGGGGAAACUCCUGCCGCUGCCGCCGCCGCCGCUGCCCCCUCCUCCCUCACGCGUGCCCGUCCGUCCGCGUCCCCACCUCUUAGCCGCCAACCAGCGGCCGCCCGCAGGCCGCGGCGGCGCCCGGCGGGCCGCGCACGGCGGCAGGUUCGCAACCGCCGGCGGCGGCUCGGGAGCUGCGAGCCGGGCGGCGGCAGCGGCGGGGCCGGGGCGCCGCGGGGGCUGCUGGGGGCGGCGGGAGAGGCGGAGCGGGGCGGGCCCGGCGCUGAGGCGGAGAAGGAGGAGGAGGAAGACGGAGGGGGGGGGGGGGGGGGGCCCCGGCUGGCGUGCGGGCGCCCUUGGCCAUUGUCCCGCCGGGGAGCGGGGAACGGGCCGCCCCGGGGGUAUUUCCCUGCGAGUGCGUCCAGAUUGCCUUGUUCUCCUUCCCAAAGAAACUGCUCCGGGCCGUGGUUUACAGUAAUAAAGAGCCGGGGGCGGGGGGGAAACCAACCAGAACACGAGGUUCUGCUUAGAAACCUUCGUCUAAACCAGCCUGUUACCCUGAGGCGGGCGGAGGAGGUGAUGGGCACCGACCCAAACCCAGGAGAGAGCGGUGUUACCCGGUACCGACCUUCUGCUGCAUGGCCAUCACCCAAACCACUGUGCGUAAAGAUUGCGAUGUUUUCCCAGCAGCGUUGGGCCUGUUUCCCACUGAACUCCCAACUGAUCCUUAUUUUGGGAGCCGAAAGGUGAUUGGGAUGGUGCGUUCAAAAGUUCGGGUGGAUGGGUCAUGGUGCCCUCCACGUGAUGCCACCCAUGGUGCCCACGGGUCUGUGCACGGAUGGGUGUCGUUCUUGAGUAACACCGAAGAGGAAAGAAAGGCCAUUUUCCUCACACCUUGUUCUGUCCUCAGGUAGGAGCACAAGAGAACACCAGUGAAAGCACUGAGCCAUCCCAUGUCAUCUCUUUGAACCUUCAUUUUGAAUUCCCUUAGUUUUAAGUUCGAUUUCAUCUAGAAGUACAGUUGUUCCGGAAUAGUUAUUUGCACCCUAUUCCAAUUCAGCUGAGCUAAGGUAAACACAUCUUUAAGACAGAAGGGAUGGGCAAUAUAUUUGUCUCUUUGUACAUCAGGCAUUCUCUCUCUAGCUAGUGUUUGGUCUCUUAUUAUCUUAAAGUUGACAUUUUUAUAGCAUUGUACUAGGGAAAUGCUCACAGUACGAUUAUGCUAUUGAAUAUGAUAUUAUGCUGAUAGCUUUGUGGAAGUUAAAGAUCUAAUAAUAUUUUCAAUAUCUUAUGGUAUAAAUGUUCUGGCAUGCAUGACUUCUCAGUUAAAAGUUUAUUCAUAUUAAAGAGGAUGUGAAAGGGGAUGGUCACAAUUUCUAAGUAUCUUUUUGCAUGAAAAUUCUUGCUGCAGAGAAAAUUACAGUUGUUCCUGAAAGAAAGUGUUCACGUAUGAAGUUAUUUAAGAAUAGGCUGUCGCUGUGUAAAUCCCUAUGAAGACUUGCCAUUUAGUCAAUACGUGAACCAUUGUUGUGCACAUCAAACCUAUGCCAGUUGCUGCAUUACCAGCAUCUCGAGCAAUUAAGUAAUGCCUUUGUCACUGCUUGAGUUUAAUAAAACUUUCCAUAAAGACAAUUAUCAUUAUAUUGUAGAUAAACCACCUUUCAAUCCCUAUUUAUAAAAAGGAAAACUACAUAAGUAUAAAAUUUCACUGGAACAAAUGCCACGUUAUUCCAGCACAGUAUAUCUUGUUUUGCUUGGGUUGCACUGAUACAAUAAAAU
Molecule: messenger RNA, 1833 nt
Organism: Aquila chrysaetos chrysaetos
Lineage: Eukaryota; Metazoa; Chordata; Aves; Accipitriformes; Accipitridae
Product: translation initiation factor IF-2-like
Exons: 4
Coding region: 1-804 (267 amino acids)
Source: RefSeq, a predicted model, not a curated record